Molecule: messenger RNA, 1208 nt
Organism: Annulohypoxylon truncatum
Lineage: Eukaryota; Fungi; Ascomycota; Sordariomycetes; Xylariales; Hypoxylaceae
Product: glycoside hydrolase family 16 protein
Exons: 3
Coding region: 228-1076 (282 amino acids)
Biological process (GO): carbohydrate metabolic process
Molecular function (GO): hydrolase activity, hydrolyzing O-glycosyl compounds
Source: RefSeq, a predicted model, not a curated record
UAUCGGCUUAUUUACUUCGUCUCUCUUUUUUGACUAUAUAUCUGUCACCUCCCUGCAAGACAGGCUUCCUUCUACCACAGCCAGGAUAGCUAUUCCUUCAGUUCCCAUCUUAGCUUGGCCUCGUCUAUCCAGGAGAUCUUCAGAUCUAUAGGACAAGGCACUUACACUUACUAUCAUUACGCACCUGACAUCAGUAUAUUCGUCACUAUCGACUACAGCUUUUCAAAAUGCGCUUCCAGCAAAGCUUACUCGCCUGUGUGGCACCGGCUCUUGUCUCGGCCAUCACUCCUCCGAACAUCCAGGGUAUGAAUAUCAUCUUCUCUGAGGACUUCGAGGGUUCCGCAGGCGCCUCACCCAAGAGUAAUGUGUGGAACAUCAUGGAUGCCAUCGACACCAACAAUGAAGUUCAGUCAUACACGACUUCAAACCAGAAUGUCCAGAUCAGCGGUGGCGGUACCGUUCAGUUCGUUCCGCGGAAGUCGCCCGCCGGCCUUUGGACCUCAGGUCGCAUUGAGUCUCAAGGUUCCUGGACUCCCGCCCCUGGCAAGGUCACCAAGAUUCAAGCAAAUAUUCUAUUGGGCGAUAACCCCAUAAUAAACAAACAAGGACUAUGGCCUGCCUUUUGGGCUCUCGGCGACGCGAUGCGCCACGGUACCUCGUGGCCUGCCGCCGGAGAAAUAGAUAUUAUGGAACAGGUCGAUGGACUCCUCACCGGUUACGGUACUCUCCACUGCGGAACUUCCGUCGGCGGCCCUUGCAAUGAGCCUGUCGGACGUGCUAAGAGCACUGCCAUGCCUGCCGAUGGCUUCCACGUUUGGGGUGUAACGAUCGAUCGCACCAACGACGACUGGACGAAGCAGACCAUCUCAUGGACGUUGGAUGGCAACACCUUCUCUACCGUUACUGGGGCUGAUAUAAACGAUGCUCCCACCUGGUCGGCUCUGGCCCACAGCCCUCUGUACAUUAUCCUCAAUGUUGCCGUUGGCGGUGACUGGCCAGGUGCUCCUAAUCUGCUCACGCUAGAUGGCUACGGCAGCAUGAUGGAAGUUCAGUGGGUUGCCAUCUACUCGUCUUGAGAUGAAAGCCCUAGUAACGUGAUAUGAUACACCGAAAAAAUAGAAUUGGGUGUAUAUAUGGGGAAUGGAAUUUGGCGUUUACCAGAGACUGGGUUCGGAAUUUUGGAUGAGCCUUGAGAUACCUAUUUAUGU